AGUUUGCUAGUUUUGUCAUCCGUCAACGUUACGUACGGGUCACAUGACGUCCAACGCACGGGUCACGUGACUACGCCGCCAAGUGACGUGUCUUCCAAGUAGCAUGUAGCAGGAAAUGUUAGCUCGUGUGUCAACAUGCCCACAGACGAGAACAACGAUGAUGAUGUCUCACUCUUUGACGCGGAAGAGGACGCCGGCCAAAGAUUGUCAAAGAAGACAAACAUUAAGCACCCGGUGGCGUCCUUCUUCCACCUUUUCUUCAGAGUCAGCGCCAUCUUGGUUUACCUUCUCUGCGAGAAGGUCGGCAAUGGCUUCAUCGGCGGCACGGUGGCUGUCAUCCUGCUGCUCUCCUGCGACUUCUGGACCGUCAAGAACAUCACGGGCCGGCUGCUGGUGGCAUUGAGGUGGUGGAACCAAGUGGACGAGGACGGGCAAAGUCGCUGGGUCUUCGAGUCGCGCAAGGGGACCGGGAGAGUGCAAAGCUCCGAUUCAGAGGCUCGCAUCUUCUGGCUGGGUCUGAUCGUAUGUCCGCUCAUUUGGGUGGUGUUUGCUUUCAGCACCCUCUUUCAGUUCAACAUUAAGUGGCUGCCGGUGGUGCUGAUGGGCCUAGUGCUGCAAGGAGCCAACUUGUAUGGAUACGUGCGCUGUAAAGUGGGAGGGAAGACCGACUUGAAAAAUAUGGCCACAAACUACUUUGGCAGGCAGUUUCUCAAACAGACGCUGUCCAAAGAGGAGGAAUCUUAAAAGCGUGGCGGAUCUUUUGCAUCCAUCUUCAUUUGUACCAUAUUUUCUGGACUAUAAGUCGCACUGUUCUUUGUAUAAUACUAAAAAACAAACGUUCCAUCUUCUGAAAUGACAUGUUGGCCGACAUGACCCAAACAACCCACAAGAAGGACCUCUUGGAUGGAUUGUGAUUAUGAAGACAAGAAAUCUCACAGCAAAGCUUAUAUUUAUGUGUGUAUUUAAUCAAACAAGAAUAAUAAUGACAGCUAAGCUAACGGGACCAUCAGUGAUUUGAGUAUUAGUCAAAACUCUGAAGAAAAGGGCUGUGUACAUGCCAUGAAAGUUGAAGAACGCUGACAGAAUGGCCAUCUUUGACCUGAAGUGUUGCAAUGUUUUCUUGCUAAGCUAAUGGGUUAGCACAUUAGCACAAUUCUUUUGACCUGCUCUUUUGUUGCUGAAAUAAUACUGCAGUAAUAUUUGACAUAAGGUACAUUUUCCUUUAAAAAUUCGACUUAUAGUCCAAUGCGACUUACCUUUUUUUUUUUUUUUUUGUCUGUCUAAUAAAAUUUAAACCCCCUAACGGCUUAUUUAGUCCGGAAAAUACGGUAUUUUAUUUUCCCGUCAAUUUGAUUUACUUCAAGUGUUGAAGGGUUAUCUUUUAUUUCUUCUUUACUCCAACAUCAGUUGUGUAGUUCAGAACGUUAUUUAUGUAAAAAAAACUUUUUCUCAUGUGCAUUUCUGAACUGGAUUAUUUAUAUAAUUCAUAGUAAUAUAAUGGAAUGUCUUGCAAUGUGCUGGAACACCAUUAAAUGACUCAAUUUGU
This is a messenger RNA of Corythoichthys intestinalis (scribbled pipefish), 1546 nucleotides long. It is a transcript of the gene tvp23b, whose product is annotated as trans-golgi network vesicle protein 23 homolog B (S. cerevisiae). Gene Ontology annotation, biological process: vesicle-mediated transport; protein secretion. Gene Ontology annotation, cellular component: Golgi membrane. Lineage: Eukaryota; Metazoa; Chordata; Actinopteri; Syngnathiformes; Syngnathidae. The transcript has 7 exons. The record is from RefSeq and is a predicted model, not a curated record. Bases 136 to 744 code for a protein of 202 amino acids.